AACUUCCCUACCCUCUACUGUCCAUCGCACUACCGCAGUGUUCCCCCAGCUAAAACUCCAACCACUCAAACAAAUUAUCCCCUCGCCGCCGGAGAAGAUGGCGGCGGCUCUUGGUGCGGCGCAGUUGCUCCUCGGCAAGGUGCUCACGAAGCUCUCGGAUGAGCGUAUGGCCUCGUAUGUGGCUAGCUCCGAGCUUGGCCUCGACUCCCAGAAGAUCAAAGAUGACAUUAUGUACACGGUUGGCCUGCUGCAGCAGGCCCAGGGGAGGGGCACCAGCGACAUUCCUGGCCUCACGGACUUGCUGGUGAAGCUAAGCCAGAAGGCCGAUGAGGCUGAGAAAGUGCUGAACGAGCUCCGGUACUUCAUGAUCCGGGACCAGAUUAACGGCACCCAGCUAGUCAAGCCAGAUCUGGGCGCUUGCCUCAAGACCAAGAAAGGUCAUGCUCGUCACACUAUUGGUAACUGUCUGCCAUUCAUUUUUCGUCCAUGUACCAGUAGCCAACAAGAUGGAACCAUGUCUGAUGGCCAUGACCAUGUUGAUGAGUUGCCAUUUGAUAGUGUGUCCAUAUCCAUCAAAAUCAAGUCGGUGUUAGAGGAGACACACUCCAUAUGUGUUCAUGUCUCCGACUUGCUCAAGUUGAUUCCAAACCACGGCAGCAGCUCUACGACAGCCACAACUGUCACCCGCAUACGGCCUACUAGAGGAUCAAUGGUUGCACAGGAUACAAUGUAUGGUAGGCGGGACAUCUUUGAGAAAACUAUACAUGCCAUCACCAGUUGCGGCGAAAUCCUUUCUGUUCUCCCUGUAGUUGGGCCAGGGGGCAUUGGAAAAACAACUUUAAUCCAACACCUGUAUAAUGAUAAAAGGAUUGAAGAACACUUUGAUGUCAGAAUAUGGGUAUGUGUAUCAAUUGAUUUUGCUGUGCUUAAGCUCACCCGGGAGAUCUUUAGAUGCAUAAUUGCAACUGAAGAAGAAGGAAGAAAUAGUGCUCCCAGUGAAACAGCCAGUAUAGAACAGCUUCAGGAGUCUAUUGCACAGAGGCUCCAGUCCAAAAGGUUUUUAAUUGUUCUGGAUGAUGUGUGGCAACUCAAUAGUGAAGAUGAGUGGCAUACCCUAUUAGCUCCAUUCAAAAAGGGAGGAGCCAAGGGCAACAUGGUACUUGUCACAACCCGGUUCCCAUCUAUAGCAGGCAGGGUGAAGACAGUUGAUCCAGUCGAGCUGCAAGGUUUAGACACUGAUGAUUUCUUCGCAUUCUUUGAAGAGUGUAUAUUUGGUGGACUCGAUAAGCCUAUGCAUUACAGAGAUGAGUUAACUGAUAUUGCAAGAGAUAUUGUAGAUAAGUUAAAGGGUUCACCUUUAGCAGCCAAAACAGUCGGCCGCCUAUUAAGGAAAGACCUAUCCUGGGAACACUGGACAAGAGUUCUUGAAAGCAUGGAAUGGGAAAAUAAGCAGAGCGAUAAUGAUACUAUGCCAGCUUUGUACCUUAGCUACGAUUACCUCCCUUUCCUCCUGCAAAAAUGUUUUUCCUAUCUUUCUCUUUUUCCUGAAGAUCAUAGGUUUAGUCAUUCAGAAAUUAAUCGCUUUUGGAUUGCAGUAGGCAUCAUAGACUCUAAUCAUCCAGGAAAUAACAAUUGCUUGGAAGAACUAGUGGACCGUGGUUUUCUUAGGAGGGUACAUGGUUUGUUUGGUGAAGAAUACUAUGUAAUCCAUGAUUUACUGCAUGAACUAUCUCGAAGUGUUUCAACACAAGAAUGCCUCAAUAUAAGUGUUUUAGAUUUUAAAGCUGACACAGUCCCACCAUCUAUUCAACACUUAUCUAUCACCCUAGAAAAUAAAUAUGAUGGAAUUUUUUUGGAAGAAAUAAGUAAACUGAAAAUAAAGAUAGACAUUGCAAAUUUACGGACUUUAAUGAUUUUUAGUGCAUAUGAAGAAAGAAUUGCUGGUAUUUUAAAAGAUACGUUUGAGGAAGUAGAUAGUCUGCAUGUCCUAUUUAUAGUUGUGAAAUCCCUGGAUGAUUUGCCAAAAGGCUUUUCAAAACUUAUCCACCUCCAGUACCUCAAACUUGGAUCACCUAUUGGCAUAGAAAUGGCAUUACCUAGCACACUGGCCAGAUUUUAUCACUUGAAAUUCUUAGACCUAAAAGAUUGGCAUGGUAGUUCUAAUGUUCCUAAAGACAUUAGUCACCUUGUGAAUUUGCAAGACUUCAUUGCUAAAAAAGAACUCCACUCCAGUGUUCUUGAGGUUGGAAAGAUGAAGUACCUACGGGAACUAAAACAAUUCUGUGUUAAGAAAGAGAGUGUUGGGUUUGAAUUAAGAGAGCUAGGGGAACUGACAGAGCUUGGGGGAGAACUCAGAAUAUGUAACCUUGAAAACGUGGCAACCAAGGAAGAAGCUAGUGAGGCCAAACUGAUGUCGAAAAGGAAUCUGAAGAAGCUGACAUUGGUUUGGGGCAGAAAACAAUCGACUAUAGAUGGUGAUGUUCUUGAUGCUCUUCAACCGCAUCCUGAUCUUAGAGAGCUUCGAAUUGCAAAUCAUGGUGGUGCUGUUGGUCCCAGUUGGUUGUGUGUUGACAUGUUGCUGAAACAGUUAGGUGUUCUCCAUCUCGAAGGUUUGUCUUGGGACACUCUUCCACCUUUUGGGCAGCUACCACGCCUCACUAAACUCAUUUUGAUGAGGAUUUCUGGAGUGCAUCAGUUGGCUCUGCUCUCAAACCUCACGUCUCUCACCCAUCUGACACUGCAAGAUUGUGUCAAGUUAACAGUGGAUGGAUUCAAUCCUCUUACCACAGUCAACCUUAAGGUAUUGGUGGUAUUUAACUGCCGAUGGGACAGAAGUUGUCCCGAAUCUGUAGCAGCGGAUCUUCUCACAAAGGUGGCAAGUAGCAGAGUAAUGCCUGCAGGUUCCUUCCGAUUAGAACAGCUCAAGGUGGACAGCAUCUCGGCAGUGCUUGUCACUCCCAUCUGCAACCUUGUCGCCCAUACCCUCCAGACUCUGAUAUUCUGCCAUGAUCACCGGAUCAAGAGUUUCACAGAAGAGCAAGAGAAGGCGCUUCUGCUCCUCACAUCACUCCGACACCUCACAUUUGAUGGUUGUGGGGCUCUGCAGUCCCUCCCGAGAGGGUUGAAUCGCCUUUCUUCACUCAAAGACUUAGAGGUCCUCUGGUGCCCUGAAAUGGGAUCCAUACCCAAGGAGGGGUUCCCAGUUUCGCUCGAAAUCCUACGCAUAAGACCUUGCAGCCCCGAGGUUAGGGAGCAAAUUGAGAAACUCAGAAGAACAAGCCCAGGUUUAUCUGUACGAUACGAGUAACCCGAGCCUAGUAUGCUCUGCUCCAACAUGCUUGCGAUGUGUACAGAAGUUGUGAAUCCGAAAGGCUGUCAGGCGCCAUAAAUCAACAUUUGCACAAAUCAGCUGGCUUUGUAGCUCUUGUUCAGUCACAGACUACAGCGCAUUUACUUUUGGAAUUUGGAGACUAAGGUGACACCAUAUGGACCUAGAGGACUGGGACCUUACGAAUAAUGGAACAUUAGCGGACAAAUGCAACCAACUCUCCAUUCUGCAAUGAAGUGUGGAAGACUUGAAAAAGUACAUUCUACAAUCUUCUUCCAGGACUGGAAGCACACAAUCUUCUGUUGCGAAGUGUACAGAAGUUGUGAAAUCUGUAUUUGCACACAAAUCACCUGCUUGCCAUUAUCUCACAGGGACUGUAAAUUUCUUCGACGGGCUUUGUUGCUUUUGUUCAGUCACAGACUACAGUGCGGUUAUUUUUGGAAUUUGAAUAGAGCGGCUACAUGCUAAAUUGGAAGACUAAGGUGACAACAUAUGGACCUAGAGGACUGGAAGCAGACCUUAUGAAUAAUGGACAUUUGCGACCGCAGACGUAACCAAGUAUCGAUUCUGCAAUGUUGGGCUGCUAUGGGCACUUUCUUCACUCCUUCUCUGCUGUUAGGUUUGACUUUGAUGAUUGGUGCCAUCACCAUCAUGGCGCAUACUAUGUAUGCAAUUUUCCACAUCAUACUUUAGCUCUCAAUGCCAAAUAAACCAGAGGAACUAAGGCCGGAAUCAUGGAAUUGUGCUUGCAUGUUUUUUCACACCAAUAUGUCAACAGUAAAACCGCAACGGCCAAUACAGUUGGCAUUAUUAACCGUGAAGCAGAGUCCCUGCGGGAGGAUCAACCACACCUGAACAUUCUGAAUUGUAGAAUGGCACCCUGCUCUAUGUCCAGGCUGCUUGUAAUGAAGCAUUGCUUGACGCACAACUUUGCCAUUUUGUUGGCACAUAGAAGUUCAAGCACCUUGCAUUUGUAGCAGAGAAGAUAUCUAGCUGGUGGUGAAUUUCUCAGGAUGGUGUGAAAGGCAUGGUAGCUUUUUGUUCCGUCUUGGACUACAGCGCCCUUACUUUCAGAAUUGCAGCAUAUUGCAGUUUGCAUAUCGCGGGGGCAUGCUCAAUUUGAAGGCCAAGGUGACACCAGAUGGACCUGGAGAGCUGGAAGCAGAGCUUUCAAUUUGUGAACAAUGGAACAUUAGAGGACACCAGAUACAGCCAAUUCUCAGUUCCUGUGAUAGCUGCCAGGCAUUGCUAUUAUCCUUCUACAUUUUGUCACAUGCACAUCUUCAGCAGCAAAAUUCGAAAGAGUCAAUGCAGUUGGCAUCAGUCAACCUCAACCUCAAGCCCCAGAUAUAGAACACAUGUAGCAGAGCACCUAUAUUAGCUAAUGGUGUAGCUCUUCUACAGGGUACUACAAAUGUAAUUCUUCUACCGUGAGAUUCUUUCUGCAUUCGUGGAUUAAAGCGGAAGCUUCCUGAAACUAUGGGGGUCCAGUCCUGCUAAACAAUAUAUGUUCCGCCAGGAGGCAACAUAAGUUGCAGCUAUCUUCUCACAAAUUCUGCCACCAGCUUUUGGAAUAUUGAUUUCACUGGCACCAUUUAAAAAAAGUUCAGAGAAAUCAAGCGCCUCCACCAGGAGCGGCUGUCCCUAGGAUUGUGCGAUUCUGCAGACAUUCUGAAGAUCAGAACGGUACCCUGGUCUGCUUUUGUGACUCCAGUCUGCGGUUCCUUUCAGUUUGCCCCCUGCAGACAAACACCUGCACAGAGGGGUUCAGAGGAUGAUUCAAAGGUGCAGUCCAUGCUCAAUCUUUUCUUGUUCACCACUGAGCCAGUUGAGCACAGACAGUUGGCAUGAUCUAUUGCCGGCUGCAUCGCUGCAGCCCUCGCUGUAGGAGCUUCCUCAGCCAUAUUGACAAGGUGAUGGCGCUGCACUCAGGAGAGCAGGGAAGUGCGGAUAAAAAUUCCCAAAGAGCACAAUGUUCAGUUCUGCCUGAUGUUCCCUGCUGGUGUUUGCGUCAUCACAUGUACAUAUCUGGUCCUCCUGCUCGCACUUACAAAGGCAAGACAGGUCCUCAUGAAGUACAAGCCAAUCAUGCUAUCUGCUCGGUCUGCUCCAUGAUUUUUCGGGUGUACCACCUAAUCCUCAUAUUCAUCAGACUUCCUGGCAUGGGUCAUCAAUCACAUUGGUGAGUAUCGUCGCACGGUUGGCUUGCGGCGGCGCGCAAUGCUUUUUUAACUAGGACACCAUCUUCUGCCCUAAAUCCCGUGCGGGGCUCGUGAUUUCUACUACUCAAAUUGGUUGUGCCUUGUUUCAUAUUUAAUUCAUGUAGAAUGUAAUCAGUGAUUUGGGUGGGACAAAUUGUAAGGUUCACUCAUUUGAUUACUUCUAGUAAAAAUAGGCUAGGCAGGCCAAUCCAUGGGAAAAGGACCGAACCAAUUAAUCUUGACUCAACUAGUCAGCAAUUUUGUAAGAUUGAGGCAAAUCCCACCGGACAAAGACCGAACCAAUCAAUCUUGAACCAUAUUAUGAUAAUA
This is a messenger RNA of Triticum aestivum (bread wheat), 5859 nucleotides long. RefSeq names its product putative disease resistance protein RGA3. Lineage: Eukaryota; Viridiplantae; Streptophyta; Magnoliopsida; Poales; Poaceae. Gene Ontology annotation, molecular function: ADP binding. Gene Ontology annotation, biological process: defense response to other organism. The transcript is spliced from 15 exons. The record is from RefSeq and is a predicted model, not a curated record. Bases 98 to 3307 code for a protein of 1069 amino acids.